UGAAUGAUCUUUUAGAAUAGCUUUUUUACAUAAGCCAGGUAGAGAGCCAGAUUCUUAGUCGUUCAUAAAGCUAUUUGAACGUUUGUACAGUAAAUGUAAAAGAUAGAUAAGAGAACAGUUCUUGAUAUCAGUGGUUAUACAUACACUUUACAAGCGCAUUUGAAAAAGGGGUAACCAAUAUUUUUAAUGAACAACACGCAAAUGGCAUCUUUCAAAACAACGACUGAUGGGCAGAUUUCCGGUAACAAACGAGAAGAUAGCGUUUAUGAGGAGUCGGCGAACAUUGAACAAGAUGAGCAGGUUUCCGGUAGCAAAUAUGUUUACGAGGAGCCGGCGAAUACUCAGCGCAGCGGCGGACGGAAGGAAUACAAAGAGCCGCAAGCUAAUAAUUGGCCUGUGAAAUGUUUCAUGGCUAUGAUGAUCGCAUUGGUGAUUGCCGUUGUUGUUUUGGCAACAUUGGUUGUCGUUCUAUUGUUCCUGACGUUUUCCUUAUCAAAUGAAACAAAAAAGAUCAAGGCACAACACACUGAUGUGAAUCGAGUGAACGAUGUCAACAGCAAUCGUAUUACGGAAAACCUCGCUCGACUGGCAGACGGUUUGGCAAACAUUUCCAUCAAAAUUGAGAGAGUUGAUAGUGAUUUGGCCUUUCUUUCAAACAUGGUUGAGCGUGACAUGAAAAACAUUUCAAUCAAAAUUCAGAGAGUUGAUAGUGAUUUGUCCAAUCAUACAAACAAUGUUGCGAAUGAUUUAUCAAACAUAUCCAGCAGAAUUGAGAGAGUUGAGAGUGAUUUGGCCUAUCAUUCAAUUAUGGUUGCGGGUGAUAUGGCUACUAUUUCAAUCAAAAUUGAUAGUGUUGCGAGUGAUUUAGCAAAUGUAUCCAGCAGAAUUGAGAGGGUAGAGGUGAAUCUGAAAGACAUAACACUGGGACAGGAGAUAGUUUUACAGAGGCGGAAACAAUUUGACAUUUUAUUCAACCGCACUUUUGAGGAGUAUGAAGCAGGUUUUGGAGACUUUUCCGGACCAGGAGAUAUGUGGCUGGGGUUGAACAGAAUGCACAGGUUGACACAAAAAGGAAGAUGGAACCUUCGAGUUUCGAUGCGCAAUUUCUCUGACAGUACACUUUUUUGGGGCGAAUGGUCAGACUUCAAGAUCCAACCCGCUCCCUUUUACCAUAUAUCUUUUGGCACAAUGGUGGCAAAGAGUGAGCAUAUGCGCAACACCACUGGUACUUUUACUGGCCUUGAUUAUCACAACGGAAUGGCUUUCACAACGACUGACAGAGAUCAAGACGAAUUCAGUGACAACUGUGCUGUACGGUAUGGGUUAGGAGGUGGUUGGUGGUAUAAAUCUUGUUCUAAUUUUUAUAUGAAUGGUAGACUGGUCACUUCAGAAACACAAUUCAAUCAACAAAUGCGAUAUACUGAUUUUGGUUCUAGUGGUUGGAUAACGCUUUCAUCCAGUGAGAUGAGAAUGAUUCGUGUCGGUUGAAUGGAGGACAAACUAAGACGAGAGAAGAUUGCAACUACACUUGCUCUUGCAAUUGAAAAGAUCAAUUGAAUUGAAGCUAACUGGAACCUAAUCUAAACUAUAUUUUAUUAUUUAUAAUUUAGAUAUCUUACCACUGUAAAGUAUUUAAU
This is a messenger RNA of Symsagittifera roscoffensis, 1637 nucleotides long. Its product is annotated as angiopoietin-related protein 7-like. The record is from RefSeq and is a predicted model, not a curated record. NCBI's taxonomy places the organism in Eukaryota, Metazoa, Xenacoelomorpha, Acoela, Convolutidae. The transcript has 5 exons. Bases 187 to 1488 code for a protein of 433 amino acids.